GCGCCGGGUGCUAGCCCGCUGGGGGGAGGGGAGGGGGUGCCGGGCUUGUCCCCCUCCCCCCGCGUGACGUGAUGCUCGGCAGCGGGCAGCCCUGCUCCCAGCGGUGCGGGAACAGCGUGUGUCGCUAGGGCUCCUCCUCCCCGCCCCUGCGCCCGCACCCUGGCAAAGUGGGGGUCCCCCGAGGGCCCAGGAUCUGGAGGAGGAGGAGGAGGAGGAGGACUCCUGGGGGAGAGACCCUGGAGAGCAGCCGCUGCAGGCAUGUUGCAGAAUGUGAAUCCCCACAGCAAGAUUUUGGGGGAGGGCAGUACUGGGCUCAUGGGCCUGGCGACGGAGUCGACCCCAGGCAAGCGGAUCCGCAAGCCGUCACUGCUCUACGAGGGUUUCGAGAGCCCCACCAUGGCGUCAGUGCCAGCCCUGCACCUGCCUCAGGUGAACCCUCCACCACCGGAGGUGUCCAACCCCAAAAAGCCAGGCAGGGUCACCAACCAGCUGCAGUAUCUCCACAAGGUGGUGAUGAAGGCCCUGUGGAAACAUCAGUUCGCCUGGCCCUUCCGCCAGCCCGUCGAUGCUGUCAAGCUGGGCCUGCCGGAUUAUCACAAGAUUAUCAAGCAGCCCAUGGACAUGGGGACCAUCAAGCGACGUCUGGAGAACAACUAUUACUGGGGGGCGGCGGAGUGCAUGCAGGACUUCAACACCAUGUUCACCAACUGUUACAUCUACAACAAGCCUACGGAUGACAUUGUGCUGAUGGCCCAGACCCUGGAGAAGAUUUUCCUGCAGAAAGUGGCUCAGAUGCCUGCAGAGGAGCAGGAGAUUGUGAUCACCGUGGCCAAGAACAGCCACAAGAAGGGGGCUUCCCGGGCGGCAGCUCUCCUGGCAGGAGCAGUCACUGCAGCUCACCAAGUGCCCGCAGUCUCCUCAGUCUCGCAUGCCUCGCUCUACACCCCAAGCGCUGAGAUCCCCACCACUGUGCUCAGUAUCCCCCACCCCUCGGUGAUCUCAGCACCGCUUCUCAAAUCACUGCACUCCGCCGCCUGCCAGCCAGUGCUGGCUGUGCCCGCUCCCACGCAGCCUGUGGCCAAGAAGAAGGGUGUGAAGCGAAAAGCAGACACCACCACCCCCACCACCACAGCCAUCAUCGCCACUAGCGGGGAGUCAUCCCCGUCGGCCACCCUCCUGGAGCCCAAAGCGGCCAAGAUCCCCACCCGGCGGGAGAGCGGGCGCCCCAUCAAGCCCCCCAAGAAGGACCUGCCCGACUCGCAGCAGCACCAGACCUCCAAGAAGGGCAAGCUGUCCGAGCAGCUCAAGUAUUGCAACGGCAUCCUCAAGGACCUGGUGUCCAAGAAGCACGCUGCCUACGCCUGGCCGUUUUACAAGCCCGUCGAUGCCUCUGCCCUGGGGCUGCACGACUACCACGAGAUCAUCAAGUGCCCCAUGGACCUCAGCACCAUCAAACGGAAGAUGGAGAACCGGGAUUACCACGAUGCGCAGGAAUUUGCUGCCGACGUCCGGUUAAUGUUCUCCAACUGCUACAAGUACAACCCUCCCGACCACGACGUCGUGGCCAUGGCUCGCAAGCUGCAGGACGUGUUCGAGUUCAGCUAUGCCAAGAUGCCGGACGAGCCCCUGGACACCAACCCGCAGUCGGCCGGGCUGUCUGGAGCCCUCUCGAAAUCCUCCUCCGAGGAGUCGUCCAGCGACGACGAGGAUGAGGAUGAAGAUGAGGAUGAGGACGACGAAGAGAGCAGCAGCGAGAGCUCGUCAGAGAGCGAGGAGAGCUCCGACUCGGAGGAGGAGCGCGCUAACCGGCUGGCGGAGCUGCAGGAGCAGCUGCGGGCAGUGCAUGAGCAGCUGGCCGCCCUGUCGCAGAGCCCGGUCUCCAAGCCCAAAAAGAAGCGAGAGAGGAAGGAGAGGAAAAGGAAGAAGAAAUCGGAGAAGCACAAGGGCCGGGGAGGCGAGGAGGAGGCCCGGGCACGCCAGGCCCAGCUGAAGAAGGCCAAAAAAGCAGGGGGCAGCAGUGGAGGGACGAGCGGGAGCAGCAGCAGCAGCAUCACCAAGAAUUCCAGUAAGGUGUCGAAGGGGGCGCUGCCGGCACCCCCCAUGCUCUACGACUCCGAGGAGGAGGAGGAGAGCAAGCCCAUGACCUACGACGAGAAGCGCCAGCUCAGCCUGGACAUCAACAAGCUGCCGGGGGAGAAGCUGGGGCGUGUGGUGCACAUCAUCCAGUCGCGGGAGCCCUCGCUGCGCGACUCCAACCCCGAGGAGAUUGAGAUCGACUUCGAGACCCUCAAGCCCUCCACCCUGCGGGAGCUGGAGCACUAUGUGCUGUCCUGCCUGCGCAAGAAGCCGCGCAAACCCUACAGCGAGACCAUGAAGAAGCCGGUGGGGAAGACGAAGGAGGAGCUGGCGCUAGAGAAGAAACGGGAGCUGGAGAAGCGGCUGCAGGACGUGAGCGGCCAGCUCAACUCCACCAAGAAGCCCCCCAAGAAGGCCAAUGAGAAGCCAGAGUCUGCCCAGCAGGUGCCCGUCUCGCGGCUCAGCGCCAGCAGCUCCAGCUCCGACUCCAGCAGCAGCAGCUCCAGCUCCUCGUCCUCGGACACCAGCGACUCGGAUUCCGGCUAGAGCUGGGCGGUGAUGGCAGUGGGUGGGCGGCGGCGUGGCCGGGUGGAAGCGUGGGAAGGUUCAGAAGAGGCUCUGCGGGACCGGACCCCAUGUGAACCGGACUGAGCAGCUCCACCCGGCGGGCAGCACCCCCAAGGCAAGGGAGGGCGCCAGUGACUGCCCCCUCCCGCACAUGGGCACUGCCCCAGCGUUUACAGUUCGGAGGCCCCUGGGGGUUGUCGGCGCAGAGGCACCUGCUGGGCACAGCCUGUGCAGGCCCUGGCACGACCCCAGCCAGGUUUUACCGUUUGGUUUGGUUUGGUUCUGACCCAUGGGAGCUUUUCCCAGGGCAGAGUUUGGGUUUUAAAGGGUUUGGAAGUCUCCACGUUUGGAUUUGCUCUUGAGGGGUGGGGCUGGGGGUUUGAGGGGGCCUGGCUGGACAGAUGGAAGCUGCAGGCCCCUCACGUGCUCUGGGCUGCAUCGCCGGACCCCCCCCAUCUCACGUCCUGCUGGCGGCCUCGUCCCCUUCUCCGGGGAGGCUUUAUUUAUUUGAGCAGCGGUUGGGCCACGGCCCUGCAGAGAUGGGUGUCACCUGCCCGGCUCCAGGACUGCAGUGUACAUGGCCCGCGGGGCACAGCCUGGGCAGCAUGCUCAUUACUGGGGGGGCAGGGAGGGGAGGGGGGCUGUUUUUUAUGUUGACUGUACAAUUGUUUUCUACUCCUUCCUUUUCCCUUCCUGUCCCCUGCUCACCCUGUCAGACCCCGAGGGUGGGCUCAGCUGUUCUGACCUUUCCAGCCUGGAACAUGUAAAUAAAGAAAAUAUUAUUGGA
Gopherus flavomarginatus (Mexican gopher tortoise) is the source of this 3430-nucleotide messenger RNA. RefSeq names its product bromodomain containing 2 (gene BRD2). The coding region runs from base 259 to 2622 and encodes 787 amino acids. The transcript is spliced from 12 exons. Gene Ontology annotation, cellular component: chromatin; nucleus. Gene Ontology annotation, biological process: chromatin remodeling; regulation of DNA-templated transcription. The record is from RefSeq and is a predicted model, not a curated record. NCBI's taxonomy places the organism in Eukaryota, Metazoa, Chordata, Testudines, Testudinidae.